This is a messenger RNA of Pneumocystis jirovecii RU7, 951 nucleotides long. RefSeq names its product inositol polyphosphate multikinase. The transcript has 2 exons. Bases 1 to 951 code for a protein of 316 amino acids. The record is from RefSeq and is a predicted model, not a curated record. Lineage: Eukaryota; Fungi; Ascomycota; Pneumocystomycetes; Pneumocystales; Pneumocystaceae. Gene Ontology annotation, molecular function: inositol hexakisphosphate kinase activity; inositol-1,4,5,6-tetrakisphosphate 3-kinase activity. Gene Ontology annotation, biological process: phosphatidylinositol phosphate biosynthetic process; inositol phosphate biosynthetic process. Gene Ontology annotation, cellular component: cytoplasm; nucleus.
AUGUCAGAGUCUUUUGUACCAUAUAUAAAUCAGAUUGCAGGCCAUGCUGGAGUUUUGUCUGAUGUCUCUGGAGAAGUUAUUUGUAAGCCAUGUACUACAGCAGAAAUUAAUUUUUAUAUAUCAUCAUCUAAUUAUCCUGUUUUUCAACAAUGGAUGCCAACGUAUAUUGGUAAUUUAAUACUUAACUCUCCUGCAGCAUGUUUAGCAAGAUCCAAUGAGCCUUUGAAGUCAACAGAGUCUAAAGAAUCUGAAGGAUUAAAUACUGAAUCUGAGGGUGUUGAUGCAAUUGUUCUUGAAAACUUGUGUUAUCCGUUUAUUCAACCAAGUAUGAUUGAUAUUAAACUGGGUAAACGAUUAUGGGAUGAUGAUGCAUCUCCUGAGAAGAAAGAAAGACUUGAAUGGGUUUCAAAACACACAACGAGUGGGUCUCUUGGGUUUCGUGUUUCAGCAAUGCAGUUAUGGUGUGCACGUGAUAAAAUGUAUCAAACAUACUCAAAGGAAUGGGGCAAAUCUUUGACAUUAGCAACAGUGGGAACAGGUUUGAGGACAUUUCUUUCUGCUGCUGAAACAGUUGAACAAAAGAAUUAUAUCGUGUCUGAAUGGAUUGAUAGUCUUUCUCAAAUCCAAAAUGUUCUACAUGAUGUGGAAGUUCGUUUAUACUCUUCUAGCUUGCUUUUUAUCUAUGAAAGCGAUCCUGUUACUCUUACAAGAAUAAUGAACAAAAACAAUACAGAAUGUUGCAGUCAAAAUUCUAGUCAUAAAACCAGUGAUAGUACUAGCGAUAAUGAUGACCAUGUUGACAAUCCUCCAUUUAGAGUUUCUGUUUGUCGACUCAUUGAUUUUGCACAUGCACAUUGGGUUUUUGGUCAAGGCCCAGAUGAAAAUGUUUUACAUGGCAUUACUUCACUUAAAGCAAUUUUGAAAGAAAUUUCAAAUGAAUAUUGUUUAUAA